AAAAAAAAACCCAAAUAAAAAGUUUAGGAUAAAGCAAAAAGGUAAGGCACCAUAGGAGCUGAGCGAGGGCCUCUGUCUCUCCCUCCUCCAUUGAAUGUAAGUACCAGAUAUAUAAAACCUUACUUUCUAGAUUAAGAAGUUCCUAUAUUUGAUUUGAUUUUGGGAUAAUGUCAGUCUCUCUCCAAUUCUUAACCACCACUUCCACCACCACCACUGCCGCCGCCGCCGCCUCCGUGGCUGUCUCAUCUUCUCUAUCCUCGUCGCUAAUCCCGUCUUCUUCGGGUAUUCUUUUUCGAUUUCUUCACAAUCAUCACCGGAAUUUAGCUAAUUAUUUCAAUGGAGGUGGACCGUUAUUAUGCAGAAGUAGUCAAACGAGUUUUACUAAAUCCAAACCGGUUUUACUCCCUUCUUCAGCUCAUUAUUAUUCCGGUCAAUUGAGGAGCAAUUUAGAAGAUUCUCGCCGCCAUAUCGCCGCCUUUUCCGCCGCUUCUGAUGUUGGUCCUACUACUAGCAGCAGUAACAGCAGCACUGCCGGUGAUGAUGAACCUUUUAAGGACGCCGCCGAAAUUGAAAGUGAUGCUGAAGAAGAAGAGUUUUGUUUUAAUUUUAAUGACGUUGACCGUUGGGAUGUUUUGGGACUCGGUCAAGCAAUGGUCGAUUUUUCGGGAGUUGUUGAUGAUGAGUUUCUAGAGAGGUUGGAUUUAGAGAAGGGAACAAGGAGGCUUGUGCACCAUGAGGAAAGAGGUAAAGUUUUGCGAGCAAUGGAUGGCUGUAGCUACAAGGCUGCGGCUGGUGGAUCGUUGUCCAAUAGCCUGGUUGCUCUUUCGAGGCUCGGUAAUCUUCCUGUUGGAGGGCCUGUUUUGAAUGUAGCCAUGGCAGGCAGUGUAGCUAGUGAUCCAUUGGGUGGAUUCUACAGGGCCAAAUUGCGUAGGGCGGGCGUGGAAUUUCUUUCUGCACCAGUCAAGGAUGGGACAACUGGGACGGUUAUAGUUCUUACUACUCCUGAUGCCCAGCGCACAAUGCUUGCAUAUCAGGGAACAUCAUCCAAAAUUAACUAUGAUCCUGGAUUGUCCGACAUAAUUUCCAAGACAAGUAUUCUUGUUGUUGAAGGCUAUUUAUUUGAACUUCCUGAUACUAUAAAAUCAAUAACACAAGCAUGCAAGGAUGCACACAGCAAUGGAGCUCUUGUUGCAGUAACAGCAUCUGAUGUUUCGUGCAUUGAGAGGCACUAUGAUGAUUACUGGGAGAUAAUAGGGAACUAUGCUGAUGUGAUAUUUGCAAACAGUGAUGAAGCUAGAGCCCUAUGUAAUUUUUCAUUGAAGGAAAGCCCUGCCUCUGCAACAAGAUACCUAAGCCAUUUUGUCCCACUUGUGUCUGUAACCGAUGGUGCUCGUGGGUCCUACAUCGGGGUCCGAGGAGAAUCAGUAUACAUCCCUCCAUCACCUUGUGUACCAAUAGACACGUGUGGAGCAGGAGACGCUUAUGCAUCAGGGAUUUUAUACGGUUUAUUAAGAGGAGUAACAGAUAUGAAAGACAUGGGUACAUUAGCAGCUAGGGUUGCAGCUGUUGUUGUUGGACAACAGGGUACUCGGCUUAGGGUUCAAGACGCUGUUCAAUUGUCCGAGUCAUUUUCUUUCCAUCUCGAGAAUUCGACAAUUUGACUGGAGUUUAUCUGUUCCUUCACUCCUUGUAUGUUGAAUAUGAAUAGACCAUUAUUUGAUAUUAGUUCACUUGUCCAUAGUAAUGUUUAUUUUUUAUUGUACAUUAGUACAUUACUGAUUAUAGUUCCAGAAAGGAUAUCGCUUUACUUUC
Messenger RNA from Spinacia oleracea (spinach), 1812 nucleotides. RefSeq lists its product as uncharacterized. The transcript has 5 exons. The record is from RefSeq and is a predicted model, not a curated record. Gene Ontology annotation, molecular function: kinase activity. Lineage: Eukaryota; Viridiplantae; Streptophyta; Magnoliopsida; Caryophyllales; Amaranthaceae. The coding region runs from base 168 to 1661 and encodes 497 amino acids.